This is a messenger RNA of Callorhinchus milii (elephant shark), 2727 nucleotides long. RefSeq names its product solute carrier family 22 member 5. Gene Ontology annotation, molecular function: transmembrane transporter activity. Gene Ontology annotation, cellular component: membrane. The record is from RefSeq and is a predicted model, not a curated record. The transcript has 10 exons. Lineage: Eukaryota; Metazoa; Chordata; Chondrichthyes; Chimaeriformes; Callorhinchidae. The coding region runs from base 153 to 1820 and encodes 555 amino acids. Gene Ontology annotation, biological process: transmembrane transport.
GCGGUGGUAGCCGAAGGUUGGAUGAUUAUUAAUAACCCACAUCAACUCAAUAGAGGAGCUGCGGGACUUCAACCUUGUGGUUUCACCUCGAAAGAUGUCUUGAGCCUCUUGAAACGAAGGGAAACCCAGGACCAGUUCUGCGCCCUUCCAACAUGAGAGAUUUCGAUGAGAUCACUGCCUUCCUGGGCGAAUGGGGACCUUACCAGCAACUUGUGUUCUUCCUGCUCAUUGCCAGUGUUUUGCCCAAUGGCAUGAACAAUAUGUGGAUGGUUUUCAUUGCGGCGACCCCACACCAUCGGUGUUUGAUUCCGACCCAUCUCAACAUCAGUGAGGCUUGGAUGAAUCGAACCAUCCCCGUGGAGGUGGGCACACUCCAAUACAGCAAGUGCCGGAGAUAUCGUUUGGACGUGAUCAAAAACAUAUCCGAGAACUUCCCUAACGGCGAGAUCGACAUGUCCACCGUAGAGCAGGAGCACUGUUUAGAUGGAUGGGAAUACGACCGAGAUCCCUACCUUUCCACAAUCGUGUCAGAGUGGGACUUGGUGUGUGAUGAUGACUGGCAAGGCCCCUUUUCUUCAUCAAUGUUCUUUUUAGGAAUGCUGGUUGGUUCCUUAUUGUGUGGACAGGCGUCAGACAGAUUUGGAAGGAAGAUAGUUCUAUUUGGAAGCAUGGUCAUACAAAUUGUAUUCAACAUAAUUCUAAGUUUCUCUCCAAACUGGGAAGUUUUCAGUUUGUUUAAUUUCCUUGGGGGUGCUGGACACUCGGCAAACUAUUUGACUACAUUUGUUCUUGGAUCAGAACUACUUGGGAAAUCCACUCGGAUUAUUUACUCUACACUGGGAAUUUGCAGUGCUUAUGCAAUUGGCUAUAUGCUGUUACCUCUUUUUGCAUUCUUUCUACGAGGAUGGCGAAUAUUGCUUUUGGUCUUAAGUGUCCCUGGAGCGAUAUUUCUUAGUUUGUGGUGGUUUAUUCCUGAAUCUCCACGUUGGUUGCUGUCCAAGGGAAGAGCACAGGAGGCUGAAGCAAUCAUCCGAUUAAUUGCAAAGAAAAAUGGUGUCACCUCCCCAACGGUGCUCUUCAGUGAAGUUGAGCUGGAAGAAAUGAAGGCUAAAAAUGUGAAAUCAUACACGGUUAUUCAUCUCAUAAAAAGCCGUAAGAUUCGAUACAUCACUUUGAUCAACCUUAUCCUGUGGAUGAUCAUAGCACUCGGAUACUUUGGGCUGUCUUUGAAUACACCCAAUCUGCAUGGUGAUGUUUAUCUGAACUGUUUCAUUUCUGCUGCCAUAGAGAUUCCCGCCACAGUCGCGAUUUGGCUGUUUCUCUGGAAGUUACCGCGCAGUUUCACUAUUGCAGCCAUACUUCUGUUGGGUGGAAUUAUUCUUCUCUUCAUCCAGCUGAUACCUUCAAAACUUUCAAUACUCGUCACAGUGAUGGUGAUGAUUGGCAAAUUCUGUUUCGCAUGUGCCUUCAACAUGGUUUUUGUCUAUAGUUCUGAAUUCUACCCGACUGUACUGAGAAACACAGGCGUCGGAACAAGCUCAAUGGCUGCCAGAGCAACCAGUAUCCUUGCCCCUUACUUUGUUUACCUUGGUGCUUUUGAUGAGUUUCUGCCUUUUAACGUGAUGGGCAGUUUGGGAAUAUUGGCAGGAAUUCUGACAUUAUUUCUGCCUGAAACAUUAAAUGUUCCGCUUCCAGACACAAUUGAGGACAUGCAGCAUAUCAAAGGGUUGAAAUUUUGGAUUUACAAGAAGCAAAACUUAUCAAAUCAAGUUGAAAAACUUGGAAAAGACAAUAUCGCAGCCAUUACAGAAGAAUAUUGACACAGAUCAGCAACAGUGAAAAUUGGACGAUCACUGUUUUUCAGUUAGUUGUGCAGAUUUAAGAUUCCGAUCUGUCAACACGUACCUAGGGACGAAACUGAGGAUUUCAGGGACAAUCAGUACAACAGGACAAUCACAAUUUGUUGCCUUCUCAUAAUAAUCAUAAAGAACUAAUAAAGCUAUAUCAACCGUUGUGUUUUUUUUAAAAAAAGGCCCCCGGAGAAAGAGUUUGGUCAUGAUUUUACUUGUUUUUCAGUCAGGGUCAGUUUAUUCAAAGACAAUUACUCACUUUGUUUGGAAAUCAAUAAUGUUUUGGAACAGAAGGCCAUGGAUGCAAUUUACAAUUAAGUUGACAAUCAUUCCUUGUGAUUACAAACAUUGCUGGAUUUUGUUUGGGCUCUGUGGAUAAAUAGCAGUUCUUUGACUUUAGGAUGAAAUGUUAUUGUAUUUAAUUUUGCCAAUAGUACAUUUACCUACUGAGCUAUUGGGAGAGUUAAUAUAAAUGCAGUUUUGAAUAUUGUCACUGAAUAAUUACACUUGUGAGUUGAUUACAAGAUUAUCACAAUUUAAUAGGUAGCACAUUACUGGAAAGUCAUUCUGCCAUAUAAAAAGGACAACACUCUCUUUGGUCUUAGUAGAGUGCGUUUUAUUGUAUACAUUUCCCAAAGGUAGUCAGCAAUAAUUCUUUGUGGUUGAAAAUGUUUAUAACUUCUAAAUUCGAAAUGCAUUUUAUCUAAUUUUGCACUGUAGAAGCUGAAAUAGCUAUUAUGUUGUCAAUGCAAUUGAGUAAUUUAUAGCACAUGGCAAUAUGAUAUCAACCUUGUGUAAUAGUAAGAUUGCUACAUUUUUCAUGAUUAAUUUGUACACAGAUGAAGAAAAUUUUUCAAUAAAUGAAUGUGCUUGAUUA